AUGCCUUCUUCGUCGCGGCUGCGCGGAGCCUGCCAGAUCUACGGCUGGCAGACGAAGGAGGCUAGAUUGCGGCAGCUUCAGGAUGGCGCGGACGACUUUCCGCAGCUCCUGGCGCCGCAUCUCGGCAGCUGGCAAGCAGAGCCUCGCUUGGCCACCUAUUUCCUGAGCCGGCUACGCUCUGAUGCCGCCGGUCGUUUGAUCAGCGCCAUGCGUCUUGGGAAGGUAGAGAUCAACCUUUUCCACUACAACGCCCUGCUUUCAUGCAUGGAGAAG
Molecule: messenger RNA, 273 nt
Organism: Symbiodinium sp. CCMP2456
Lineage: Eukaryota; Dinophyceae; Suessiales; Symbiodiniaceae
Source: the annotation of a GenBank genome assembly